CUGAGACCCCCCCCAUCCCGGACCCCCAUGGCACCUCCACCGCCCCCCGGCCACCUCAGCCUGUCCCGCGGGGUCCAGGCCCCCCUGUACCAGGACGCCGUGGCCCGCCGGGCUCUGCGGCCCGCGCUGCUCAGGAGCGUUUCGGUGCCGGCCGAGCCCCCCGCGCCCCCCGCCAUGGACGUCACCUACGCCGUGGUCAACAAGCCCCGCCGGGGGGGCGGGGCCGCGGGGAGAGCCCCCUCCCCUUUUGGAAGAGACCACGCCCCCUUCGGAAGAGACUCCGCCCCCUCGGGCACGUGCUCCCUUCCGGGCAGCCCCGUGCGCCGCCCCUCCCCCAGCCCGGCAGGCUCCCCCAGACCCUCGGAUGGCGCCUACGAGGUUGUGACCCCCCCCCGCGGACACCGGCAGCGGCCCCUGCCUGGGGUUUAAUUUCCGCAUCGGGAAGCCCAAGGGCCCGCGGGACCCCCCGGCUGAGUGGUCCCAGGUGUGAGGGGGGGUCCGGAUCCCUGGGCCCCCCCCACACAGAGGAGGGGCUGCAGCAGAACCCGCCUGACCCUUACAGAACCCGAUAUAGACAAAACCCAUUUAUUAUGGCAAAAAAUAAAAACCGAUUGUGAGAAACCCA
Messenger RNA from Agelaius phoeniceus (red-winged blackbird), 625 nucleotides. RefSeq names its product protein tyrosine phosphatase non-receptor type 18 (gene PTPN18). The record is from RefSeq and is a predicted model, not a curated record. Lineage: Eukaryota; Metazoa; Chordata; Aves; Passeriformes; Icteridae.